Capronia coronata CBS 617.96 is the source of this 885-nucleotide messenger RNA. RefSeq lists its product as uncharacterized. The record is from RefSeq and is a predicted model, not a curated record. NCBI's taxonomy places the organism in Eukaryota, Fungi, Ascomycota, Eurotiomycetes, Chaetothyriales, Herpotrichiellaceae. The transcript has a single exon. The coding region runs from base 1 to 885 and encodes 294 amino acids.
AUGACUUCUACAACCCUCCCUAAAGGGGACGACGGCGCGCUCAAGGCAGCAUACGUGGACACUCCUGAAGGCCAGAUCCAUUACUAUCACAUCUCGCCUACUUCUGCUACCUCUGAGGAUGUUUCUUCCCGGCUACCGAUCUUUCUGCUGCACAUGUCAGCAUCAUCGUCAAGAUGCUUCCACUCUCUGAUGCGAUCGCUGGCGGCACUGGGAUACUCCUGCUAUGCUCCUGAUAUGCCUGGGUUCGGCUCGUCUUUUGAUCCCGCAUACGAUCCGCCCGCGAUCGCCUGGUACACUGACCUGUACUACAACACAUUCUCCAAGUUUCCCGAAUUCCAGAAGCGCGGAUGCCACCUUAUUGGUCACCAUUCAGGGGGCACACUGGGCUCGGAUCUUGCGGCGAGGUACCCCGACUUUGUACAAAGCUUGACCUUUGUGGGCCCAGGCGUGAUGGACGCGGCAGCGAGAAAGGAAAUGUCCAAGACGUUCCUGGACCCUUUCAAUCGGCCGGUUCCGUCUGGAGAGCAUCUGAUCAAAACGUGGGACUACCUGAUCUGGGAAGGUAUCCCCAAAACCAACCUGGAUUUGUUGCAGCGGGAAGCCCUCGACCACAUCCGGGCUUGGAAGGGGAGAUCCCAGAUCUACGCCUGUAUCUGGGAGCAUGAUGUUGGCGACUCCAUCACCAAGAUGAAUCCCAGUUGCAAGAUCCUGGCGUUGUGUGCCAAGGACGAUGUGCUAUGGAAAUACUUCGACAAUAUCAAGGCCCUGACCAAGAGCCUGGGACGAGACGCCGUCUGCCGUGAAAUCAAGGGCUCCAAUUUUUCACCCGACUUGGAUUCGGAAACGAUUUUCGAGUACUUUGUUGAAACCAUGCUCAAGAACUAA